Molecule: messenger RNA, 582 nt
Organism: Striga asiatica
Lineage: Eukaryota; Viridiplantae; Streptophyta; Magnoliopsida; Lamiales; Orobanchaceae
Source: the annotation of a GenBank genome assembly
CUGAACCUCGAUUUCUAUUUCUAUCUCAUCACCGACGAGGCCACCGGAAAGAAGAAGCUGAAGGUGAACGCCUGGUUUAGCAGCCGGGUAACAGCCGUCGCCAUUCGCACGGCGCUCAGCCACGUCACUAAUCUGAUCAACGGCGUCAGGAAGGGUUACCGUUACAAGAUGCAUUUCGUGUACACACGCGCCGCCUCGUCCUCUCGCAGCGGGUGCCGACGGUCCUGCCGUACGUGGAGGAGAAGUGUCACAUCCGCCACCACGCACCUCAUCGAGACCUACCCCUCCCUGCAGCCCAAGACCGCCGUCUUCACCCACAACGACGGUCAACCUCCUCCAGGCCACGGCACCGUCCCAAUCUUCUUCCAGGGCGUCACCUACAACAUCCCCGUCAUCAUGUGGCUCAUGGAUUCUUCCCCAGAAGAGAGGGCCAUUCAUAUGCAAGCUGAGGAUGAGGGAUGCGCCACCCCUGUGUGGUGGCGCACGCGCCAGGUGGUUGAGAUGCAUGCGGGCUUGGCCUCCGAAGGCAGGUCAAAGCUGAAGAUGCUUCUCACCUAUAUCUGCGACCUCCCUACUGGGUAA